UCAUUCAACGGACGAUAAGUGAGCGGAGAGUUGUUUCCUCGAGUGCCAGAAACCGAGUUCGAGUUUUUAUCAAUUAUUUGAAGAGAAACCCAGACUUGCUUGAGCACAUUUACUUUUAUUCUGUCUGCAUUUUUUUGCACUUAGUUACGUCACGCGCUAGUCGGCAAACCACUCGUGAAUAAGCAAACAGCAAAAAGCUCCCGAGAACAGGUUCCUUGGUCUUCCGGUCGCUGUUUUUCCACCCUCUGUUUUCUACUAUGCAACCAUUGGCUUGCUCGACAGUUCUCGCAGCAGUCGCACGUAACUCCUUUCGCCGUCUAUCCGCAUCCAGGACUAUCUCAACGACAGGAGUAAUGUCACAAAUUAAGGUGGGAGACAAACUGCCCAGUGCAGAACUCUUUGAGGACUCACCGGCAAACAAAAUCAAUGUCGCGGAGCUUGCAUCGAACAAAAAGGUCCUGAUUUUUGGUGUUCCUGGCGCCUACACCCCUGGCUGCUCUAAGACUCAUCUCCCUGGUUACAUCGAAAAGGCUGAGGAAUUAAAAAAAUGCUUGGGAAUUGAUGAAAUCGCUUGUGUGUCCGUCAAUGAUCCAUUCGUCAUGUCAGCAUGGGGGAAGGAACACGGAGCUGGUGGAAAAGUUCGGAUGCUUGCUGAUCCCGCUGCGAAAUUCGCUAAAGCUUUGGAUUUGACAGUCGACUUACCACCGCUGGGCGGAGUACGAUCCAAACGUUUUUCAAUGAUCGUCGAAAACGGUGAAGUCAAGGAAUUGAAUGUGGAACCUGACGGUACUGGAUUGAGCUGCUCACUUGCCGACAGAUGGAAGAAGUAAAUUGACCUCUCAACGUGAAAUCUACUCAAUGUCAAUCGAAUUUUUGUUAUGAAAGAAACUGUUAAAGACAUCGAUCUGUAUCGAUCAAUCAUUUAUGAGGAACUACGUAAUUAGGGUAGUUAUGACUAGGGAGCAUAACUGAGGAUAAAAAUCACAAUUAUAGAGAGGGAAUUCUAUAUCAUAUAAUUAUCUAGCAGAUAUUAACAAUUACUAGCACUUAGUGUUAUUAUAGUGAGAAAUGAGAGGAAGUUUUGAAUUUCCUCUCGCAACCUUCGAGCCUUAUGUACACGCAAUCAAACUGAACAAAAUUUAAGUUUAUCGUUUCAAUAUUAUAACUUUCAAAAUUAUGUUAAUUAGACGUAUACGUAGUCUGACUUCUCAGAAUAAAGUAAUCGAACACUUUCCCGAAACAAAAACAGA
This is a messenger RNA of Hermetia illucens (black soldier fly), 1250 nucleotides long. RefSeq names its product peroxiredoxin-5, mitochondrial (gene Prx5). NCBI's taxonomy places the organism in Eukaryota, Metazoa, Arthropoda, Insecta, Diptera, Stratiomyidae. The transcript is spliced from 3 exons. Gene Ontology annotation, cellular component: cytoplasm; peroxisome; mitochondrion. The record is from RefSeq and is a predicted model, not a curated record. Gene Ontology annotation, biological process: cell redox homeostasis; hydrogen peroxide catabolic process; cellular response to oxidative stress. Gene Ontology annotation, molecular function: thioredoxin peroxidase activity. Bases 258 to 830 code for a protein of 190 amino acids.